Homarus americanus (American lobster) is the source of this 5225-nucleotide messenger RNA. RefSeq names its product CCR4-NOT transcription complex subunit 3-like (gene Not3). Gene Ontology annotation, biological process: nuclear-transcribed mRNA poly(A) tail shortening; regulation of DNA-templated transcription. The transcript has 15 exons. The coding region runs from base 538 to 2838 and encodes 766 amino acids. Gene Ontology annotation, cellular component: nucleus; P-body; CCR4-NOT core complex. NCBI's taxonomy places the organism in Eukaryota, Metazoa, Arthropoda, Malacostraca, Decapoda, Nephropidae. The record is from RefSeq and is a predicted model, not a curated record.
GAGACGAGGAAGCUUUUAGAUGGUAGCCAUAUUGUGUCGAUAGUGUCAGUAAAAAUAAUAGUGAUUUUCUUGAAUUUUAUUGUGUAUGUUGUGAGGCUUCUGGCCUACAAGUAUGAACAAAACCCCCAGUAGACGCUCCUCAUAGCAAUGGCAGCAUCUAGAAAAUUACAAGGUGUGAGGAUGGGUAGGGUGAGGAUGGACUGCCACGAAAUGCGAUUGAAGAGGUAGUGGGUGUGAGCCGGCAACAGUUUGGCUGGACCCUCAAGCAAGGUCCGCCUGUGACCUCAGCCCAGAGCCUACCACAGCAGCACUGGCACUUUCCUACGUGAAGAUUGGCCAAACCCAGGACACCACAUUUGGGAGGGUUAUCCGGGGUCACGUGUUGACGUCCCGUCAACUUGAGAGAGGCUGCACAUCUCGCGUUGAACUCAGUAGGGACGCCGCGCACUGGCUACCUACAUGGCAAACACACCCUGGUUGUACUAGAGCCCCCAUCAUAAAACGCUGUUGAGGGCUUUCAACUUCCAGAGGGGCAAGAUGAGCAGGAUGAGGAAGAGUGAAAUUGAUCGAUGCCUGAAAAAAGUGGCAGAGGGUGUGGAACAGUUUGAAGACAUUUGGCAAAAAGUACAUAAUGCCACUAAUAGUAACCAAAAGGAAAAAUAUGAAGCAGACCUUAAAAAGGAAAUUAAAAAACUUCAAAGAUUACGAGAUCAAAUCAAGUCUUGGUUAGCCUCGGGGGAAAUAAAGGACAAAUCUCAACUCCUUGAGAACCGGAAAUUGAUAGAAACGCAAAUGGAGAGAUUUAAGGUGGUAGAAAGAGAAACGAAGACCAAAGCAUACAGUAAGGAGGGGCUAGGGGCAGCACAAAACAAGGACCCAGCGCAACGGGAAAGAGAAGAAGUCAACAAUUGGCUUAGUUCCUCGAUAGAUACCUUAAAUAUACAGAUGGACCAAUUUGAAUCUGAAAUUGAGUCUUUAUUGGCAACGCAAAAGAAGAAGAAGAUGGAUAAAGAUAAGUCUGACCGGAUAGAGGACCUGAAGGAGUAUAUAGACAGACAUCAGUACCACAUUAAGAAGUUGGAGAUCCUAAUGAGAAUGCUUGACAACCAAUCUAUAGACUGUGAUCAGAUUAAAAUGAUCAAAGAAGAUGUCGAAUACUACAUCGAGUCCUCGCAAGACCCCGACUUCAGUGAAAAUGUUGGGCUUUACGACGACAUUGACAUGGAUGACCUGGAUUAUCCAACUCCUGAAAUAACUGUAGGCAAACAUGUGCUGGGCGGGAGUCAUGACAGCACAGACGGGUCAACACCAUCAUCGGUGUGUGGGUCUUCACCUGCCCCGUCACCUGCCACCAACCAUUCCAACGACCAUGACGCACCCACCACACCUCACGAUAAGAAGAGAAGUAGUAAAAAUGAAGAGUCCAGAUCAGUCAGUUCAACAAGCCAGCCAGUAAAACCAUUGGUAGUAAGACCAACGACCAACAGCAUCACAAGCAACAGUAACCUGAGUAGUAAUAGUAGCAGUAAUACCAAUAACAGCAGCUCUGUGUCCACUGCCUCCAUUGUUGUGGUCAACUCUAAUUCAUCAUCCAAGGCCACACCACCUCCAUCCACCCCCACAAAGCCUGUAUCAGGUUCAACUUCUCAAACUACUCCAAACAACAGCAGCACAAGUUCGGGAACUUCCAACCACCUUAUCACCUCAGCCUCACAACACAACAGUACAGGAAGACAUUCACCAGAACCAAGUGGACUGAUAAACAGUGGUAUCGUGAAUAGUAAUAGUGGGAGUGGCAGCAGCAGCAGCAGUAGUAGCAGUUGCAGCAACAGCAGUAGCAGCAGUGGGAACUCCGUAUCAAACAGUAGUGGGAGUAGCAGCAGCAGUAGCAGCAGCAGCAGUAAUGGUCUCAGCAGUGGAGUGAGCAGCAGUGUGAGCGUUACUUCUCCACAGGGCAGUCUAGCUGGUAGUGCCACCACUACUCCAGCAUUACCAACGCCAUCAACCCCAUCAACACAUCAAGUGCACACGCCAACUAUGAAUGCUGCUGAUACAGCGGUAUCGUUAAAAGCGAUAGCUCAGAAGAAAGUUAAUGAGGUUAAUUCCACAUCGAUACCACCCUCAGUGUUGGAUGGCAGCAGUUGUGUUGUAAGCAGUAGCAGUACGACUACCAGCACUAAUACAAAUAGUAACAAUAACUCAACCUGCACUAAUAGUUCGGGGAAAAGCACGGGGACUUGUGAAGCCCACAUUCCUCCACUAUUAGGAGUAGCUCCUCUAGGCCCAGCCCAGUUAACAGUUGAGCAUGAGCUACAGUUUAAAAUGCUACAGGCGGCCUUUUUCCAUAUGCCUCACCCGUCCGAUUCGGAGAGAUUGAGAAUACACUUGCCCCGCCAACCGUGCCAGACGCCGCUAUACUAUCCACAGGUGAGCGGCUUGGACCUACCGGUCUCACCUCCAAUGUCAGAUACAGUUGAUUUCUUCCAGCGACUGUCAACAGAAACUCUCUUCUUUAUCUUCUAUUAUAUGGAAGGCACCAAAGCCCAGUACCUGGCUGCUAAAGCUCUAAAGAAACAGUCUUGGAGAUUCCAUACAAAAUACAUGAUGUGGUUCCAGCGGCAUGAAGAGCCAAAGGCAAUCACAGAUGAAUAUGAGCAGGCAGUCCCCGAGUUACGAACACCCGACUUACGAACACCCACACUUACGAAUGGGAUCCCAAUAUAUUCAUCGCAAAAAUCUGGCACAUACAUCUACUUCGACUAUGAGAACUGGGGCCAGCGGAAGAAGGAAAAUUUCACCUUUGAGUACCGGUUCUUGGAAGACCGGGAUCUGAACUAAGACGUCCGCAAAUAUCCAGAUCUCGCACACACUUCCCUCGGCACAUUUUCCACACUGAGGGUGGUUGUGCUACACUUGAGUGAUAAUUAUCCAUAUGGCAAGCAAAAGGAGAGGAAGGUGGUGGAGGGGAAAUGGGGGGGACCAAGGAAGGUUGGAUGGGAGAACAUUUUUCCUGUUUCAGACCAGACCUCGGCCCAGCCCAGCCACUAUCUUUGUUGUUGUUCAAUGCUUCCCAGUCAAGUCAGUGUCAUGACUGCCACAACCACUGUCACACCAUGAUAUGUGAUAGUGUUGUAUCUAUUCCUCUUUAUUUUCCUUUUUUCUUCUUUUUUUCCUUUUUUUUUUUUUCAAAAAAUAGAAUGUCUAUUUUUAGAGGAUAGUUUCCUCUUUUGCACAUGCCCCAGACUUGUGUUCACAAAAGUUGUCCAUGAGGUCUGUAUGGUUGAGUUUGUAUGUUGUACUCCAGUCUAAGAGUACUAUUGCCUGAACACCACUUUUUGAUCUCGUCCUUGAAAGAGGCAAGAGUUUAGAUUUGUAAGUUUAGUGCAUUAUGCAUUAUUGCUCAAAUUUCUGGAUGCAGCAUUUUGUGCAGAUAAUAUUUUGCUGCGAACCAGUAUUAAUGUUUAGGACUGGUUUUGAAGGAGAUUACACAAAUGUGGAAUGCCAAAGAUCUGUGAUGCUGUUGCCUGCCAGCCAUUCUUUUGUCACAGCUGAGCUGAACUUGCCUAAUAAAGGGAUGUUCCAUUACAACCAGAAAUGAUGGACUGAUGGCAGUACCGAAUCACACCUGGGGAUCAUUAAUACAGACCUGGCUUUAUACUUUAUUCCUUACAGUGGUAAUGGUGCAUACAGUAUACUUUCUUUUAAUUUGUUUAUGUAGUCAAAAACUAAAGUGGGGGUUUAAUUCAAAUUUUCCAAUUCAAAAACUACUUUUUUUUUUAUAGUUUACUUUAACAUACAAGUUUCCAUAGAUAAGUUAUGGUUCACUGGUGUUGAGGUAUGUGUUAUGUGAAGCACUGCUACCAAAAUGAAAAUGGUGAGGAAGUCUGGUGGCCUGAAUGCAUAAGUUGUUAGUUGGUCUUCUUCAGUUCAUUAUCACUCAGGUUGGAAGGUUCAGACACCACCCUAGAGUUUCACCAUGUGUAUCAAGACUCACUUUGGAACAAAAUUUUAAUAAAUUAACAUCUUAAAGGUUUAAUACUUCUGAUCACAAGCUGUGACUUGUAUUUUUUUUUUCUUGGUUAUACAUGGGUGGUAAAGUACUGAAUCUGUUGAAUCCAUAUUUAUUAUGUUGGUAUUAAGAAUGCCCGUGCAAUACUAUUUUUGGUUUGUUUUUAUUAGCUUCCAUUCAUACUUGUUGAUAGUAUCUGAUUGACUCUGAUGAUCCUGUCUAGAUUGUAUAUUAGUUUUAUAGAAAAUUUUUAUCAGUUUAGAAAAAAAUAAUAUUUUAAAAAUUUAUACUGCAAGUCCAAGUAGACACAGUUAACUGUAAUAGUAAAAAUUAUAAUUGAAAAUUAUAUUUGAACAUUAUUAGAACAGAGACUGCCAUUCAAACUGAUAUAAUAUGAAAUUCUUUUUAUAAGAAGAUAGUAUACGUGAAAUUCAUUCCUUAAAUAUAUUUUGCUUGAACUUAGUUUUGGUUUCCUGUGUAAGUCCAGCAUUGAAAUAGGGAAUUUUUGUGUACAGAAAGUCGGUCGUUUGCUCAAGGCAAAGAUGCAACUGACAGACUUAUGGAAGCCCUCAGACAUCUAGGUGUCCAGCUAAAGGAGUAGGAUCAUGUAGAUAGUGUACAGUCGUUGUAGACUUUUUAUACAGUGUAAAUGAUAUUUUUAUACUGUCCUUGACAUCCCUACAGAGGUAUGCAGUGUAGCUGGAAACUGACCACUUUUCUUGGUUGAUUUGGAACAUCAUGUUGGAUUUAAGGACUAGCAGGUUUGCUGCUGAAGUAUUCAGCAGUUUUAACAAGUGUAUGCAAUAAUAUCAAUGGAUAAUGUGCCACUGUAUCAGUUUCAGAAAGCCUAAUUUUCAUACACAAACUACUUGAGAAAUUGUGCCUCAUUGAAAGCUGUGAGAGGGCAGUAUUCAUUGAUUUUUUUGCCUACAAAAUUUGCAUAAUUAUUUGUCCAGGUUGGCUUCUGGCAAAGACAACUUAAGUUUUUAAAUCCAUUAUCACUUUCAAAAUACUUUUCAUAAAUCCUUUUAGGUUUUGCAGAUUUAUUUUCACAUUGAGCAGUCUUUUCUUUUAUUGAUACAGUCUGUUAAUCAUGGCAUUUGAGCAGUGGUUGUGGUGUCAUGAGAUAAUGGGACAAACAACACAUUGGUUUAAGAGUAGAGGACAAAGGUGUUUAUAUAAAAGUGAUAUAAAAUACACUCUAUUUCCUGUGGAA